Messenger RNA from Molossus molossus (Pallas's mastiff bat), 754 nucleotides. Its product is annotated as cystatin-C-like. The record is from RefSeq and is a predicted model, not a curated record. Lineage: Eukaryota; Metazoa; Chordata; Mammalia; Chiroptera; Molossidae. The coding region runs from base 79 to 522 and encodes 147 amino acids. Gene Ontology annotation, molecular function: cysteine-type endopeptidase inhibitor activity. The transcript has 3 exons.
GGAGGGCAACCAGGGGAAUAAAAGCCUCAAUAAGUGUGUAGUUCUCGCAGCAUUAGGAUCUCACUCUUAGCCUUUUCUAUGGCCCGGCUCCUGCGUACCCAGCUGUUCCUGCUGGCCGCUCUGACCCUGGCCCUGGCCCAGGCAGUGAGCCCCACGGCAGGUGCAAGCCCCGACAAGCCUCGCUUGCUGGGCGGCCUGGCAGAGGCAGACGUGAACGAGGAGGGCGUGCAGCAGGCGCUCAACUUCGCCCUGAGCGAGUACAACAAAAAGAGCAAUGACCUCUUCCGCAGCAGCGCCAUACGGGUGGUGCACGCCCGGAAGCAGGUUGUGGCUGGGCUGAAUUACUUCUUGGAUGUGGAAAUCGGUCGAACCACAUGUACCAAGUCCCAAUCCAAUUUGUCCAGCUGUCCCUUCCAUGUCCAGCCGCACCUGAGGAAGAAAGCACUCUGCUCUUUCCAGGUAUACACUGUCCCCUGGUUGGGCAAGAGCACCAUGAUGAAGUCCACCUGCCAGGAUGCAUAGAAGACAUGUGACAGGCUGGGCCAUGCAGACUGCUUCUCACUUGCACCCCAACCCCUGGUAGAGUCCCCUCAUGUAAUGUCCCCAGGAGACAAAUAGAGAAGACCUCUUGAGCAUUGUUUGAACAGCUAAGUGGCUCUACCUUGUUUCUUUCUCUUGAUUGCUUUCUAGAUGCCUCUGUCCUUUGUGCAAAUGUUCUGGUUCUACUUCACACAAUAAAAAGUCACAUCAGCUA